AUGGACUAUACAGAGGAACAAACUAAUUUGGAAAACUGGAUGUCAACUUUACCUGUGCAGCUAUGGGACGUUCCCCUAACGAACCUCGCCAUACCAGGGAGUCAUGAUGCGAUGAGCUACUGCUUAGACAUUAACUCUCCGCUGGUCAGGUCAGAGUCAGACACUUUCAGACUGCUGGACAGUGUUUUCUACUGCUUCACAAGACCAGCCAUCUUCAGAUGGGCCACCACACAGCAAAAGGGGAUCUUGGACCAACUUGCGGCCGGCAUUAGAUAUUUUGACCUCCGCAUCGCCCGAAAGCAACACGAUACCUCAGACGAUCUUUACUUCACUCAUGUCAUUUAUACAUACGUAACUGUAGCGGAGACUCUUCAGGCUGUGGUCACGUGGCUAGAGGCGCAUCCGAACGAGGUGGUCAUCCUGGCCUGUAGUCAUUUUGAAGGCCUUGACGACGGACUCCAUGAGAAAUUCAUUUACACUCUGAAAAAAAUCUUCGGCUCUAAACUGUGUCCUCGCAAUGAGGUUCUGACUCUGAGGAGGCUGUGGGCGUCUGGGUAUCAGGUGAUUCUGUCUUACGACGGCCAGACGGCGUCACGUCAUAAGGAGCUGUGGCCAGCCAUCCCAUACUGGUGGGCCAACAGCGAUUCAGCCAGUGGGCUACUGGAAUACCUGGAGUGGAAGAAAGAACUGGGCCGCCCAGAUGGGUUCUUUGUGACGGGACUGAACUUAACCGCAGACAGGAGGUUCAUCACAACGCACCCGCGGGAAUCGCUUCACAGUCUCACCGUGAAGAACUGGGAGCGUGUGCGGAGGUGGCUACAAAACCAAACUGCUGGUUCUGACGCAAACUGCCUCAAUAUCAUAGCAGGAGACUUCAUUGGACCUCUGCCACUUUGUCCAACUGUCAUUUCUCUUAACAAGAAACUGCACAUUACAACAGGUCACUGA
Messenger RNA from Chanos chanos (milkfish), 948 nucleotides. It is a transcript of the gene plcxd1.2, whose product is annotated as phospholipase C, X domain containing 1, tandem duplicate 2. Gene Ontology annotation, molecular function: phosphoric diester hydrolase activity. NCBI's taxonomy places the organism in Eukaryota, Metazoa, Chordata, Actinopteri, Gonorynchiformes, Chanidae. The transcript is spliced from 6 exons. Bases 1 to 948 code for a protein of 315 amino acids. The record is from RefSeq and is a predicted model, not a curated record. Gene Ontology annotation, biological process: lipid metabolic process.